UGUGUCUUAGUUUUACCUCGUUUUAUACUUCAAAGCAAAAAUGUUUCAGUAAAAACUAGUUAAAAAUUUGAAGUAAGCAUUUGGUGACCUACAAAAUUUCCCAGGUCCCUCCCCCUAAGCCUAAGUCAUGGAUUUUACGGAUUUUAUGACUCCGCCGCCCGAGGAGCGAAUAAUCCGCAGCCACAACCUUUCCGACGAGCAGCUCAAGGACCUGGAAACGGCCUUUUCGCUAUUCGACCAUGAAAAUAACCAGGUUAUUCUCAUGAAAGAGCUGCGACCCCUCAUGCGGAGUGUAGCUUACCACCCCACGGACCUGGAGCUGCAGGACAUCACCAACGAAAUCGAUCCGGAGGGUCUGGGGGAGCUGCAUCUCAGCGACUUCCUGUACGUAAUGUCCGAGAAGUAUGCAAACAUGACCCCCGAGGACGAGAUCAUUGCUGCUUUCAGGGUCUUCGACAUGGAGGGUACCGGCUUUAUUGCCGAAUCGGAGUUCCGCCACAUUAUGACGAAUCUGGGCGAGAAAUUGACCGAGGACGAGAUUGAGGAAAUCAUUCGGGAUGCCGACUCCAAUAUUGAGGGAAACAUCGACUACGUUCGUUUCGUUAACAUGAUGUCCGAGACAUGAGGAA
Messenger RNA from Drosophila bipectinata, 629 nucleotides. RefSeq names its product calmodulin. Gene Ontology annotation, cellular component: myosin II complex. Gene Ontology annotation, molecular function: calcium ion binding. The record is from RefSeq and is a predicted model, not a curated record. Lineage: Eukaryota; Metazoa; Arthropoda; Insecta; Diptera; Drosophilidae.